This is a messenger RNA of Aphidius gifuensis, 3115 nucleotides long. Its product is annotated as synaptic vesicle glycoprotein 2B. The transcript has 10 exons. The coding region runs from base 842 to 2506 and encodes 554 amino acids. NCBI's taxonomy places the organism in Eukaryota, Metazoa, Arthropoda, Insecta, Hymenoptera, Braconidae. Gene Ontology annotation, cellular component: membrane. Gene Ontology annotation, biological process: transmembrane transport. The record is from RefSeq and is a predicted model, not a curated record. Gene Ontology annotation, molecular function: transmembrane transporter activity.
ACUUCAUUUGCACGCACCGUAACUCGCGAGUCAAAAAAAAAAAAAAAUAUAAUAAUAAAUAAAAUUGUACUAUUGUACUUUGAUAAUUAAUCUAUAUAUUUAAAAUUUUUUCAAUAAGAAUUGAUCACUUGCUAUGAUUAAAGCACUAAUUAUUUUCUAAUAAAAAAAUUUUUUUGUUAAUUCAUUUUUCAAUGUUUUCACUAAAUUAUUUAAUACAAAAAAUUAUAACGUUUGUAUAAAGAGAUAUUACAUUUGAUAAAUAACAAUAAAAUUUUUGUGUUUGAUAUUUAUUUUUAUUUUACUCAAAUUAUAAAUAAGAGAGUAUCGAGGAAUUAAUAAUCACAGUCGCGAAUGUGGAAACUUGCAAAAUUUAGAUACUUGUUUUUAUCAAAAAAAAAAUAUGUUGGUUGUGUUGUUGAUUUAAUGAUUUUUAAAUAUAUCACAUGUAUUGGAAAAGGUAAACUUUACAAGUAUUUGAAAACAUUUGAGCAAAGAAGAUAAAUUUUAAAUCAAGGUUACAUAUGUUUAGAAUUAUAUCGAUCUUUGAUAUAGAUCGAUCUAUAAACGUGACAGUGCAUAAUAAAUAGUGAAAAAAAAAAAAAAUAAUAAUAUUAACUAUAAGGAUUCAUCAAAUUUAUAUCUUCUCGUGUGUGAGCAUAAAACGUAGCCCUGUCGUUUUGAAGCAGCAGAGCAGCGCAAAAUCAGCGGGAAAAUAUCGCCAAAAUAUUAAAAAUAUCAAUCAACAAUUAAAAAUUAAAAAUAUUAUAAAAUUAUAAAUUAAUUAUAUAUUUAUUUUUAAAUUUAAAAGCCAGAUAUUUAAAAACCGCGCUGACAUCGUAGAAUGGUAGAAGGUGAAACCGACACAAAACACAAUCAUAAGUGUGAUGUAAAGGACGAUCGUCUAAACGGCUGCGGUUCAAAAGACCUAGAACUUGCCGCAGGAAUUGGGUCAAAAGAAAAGGCCCUUGAUCCAGAAAAAGGUACCUACCUAAAAGCUGAUUUUGAACAAGCAAUUCAACUAACAGGAUAUGGAAAGUUUCAUUACUUUCUACUGGCAGUAUGUGGCUUCGUCAGCACGAGCGAGGAGAUGGAUGUAAUAUCCAUGUCCUUUAUUUUACCAAGUGCACAUUGUGAUUUGCAUUUGAGUACCGAGGCUAAAGGAUGGCUAAGUUCAAUAAUAUUUAUUGGUAUGAUGGCAGGUGCUUAUGCAUGGGGCUCAGUGGCAGAUACACUGGGUCGUCGCAAAGUACUAAUUGUCAUAUCAUUUAUGAAUGCACUUUGCAUUGUUGCUUCAAGUUUGAGUCAGUCUUAUGCACUAUUUAUGGUCUUUCGUUUUCUUAAUGGAGCUGCCCUUGGUGGUAGCGGACCUGUUAUCUGGUCAUAUUUUGCCGAGUUCCAGCCAAAGUCCAAACGUGGAUCCAUGCUUUCAUUCAUGGCUGCAUUUUGGACACUUGGAAAUCUCUUUGUAGCUGGAUUGGCAUGGCUGAUUAUUCCUCAUGACUUUGGUAUUCAUACAAGCUCAUUUACAUAUAAUUCUUGGCGAAUUUUCCUGCUGAUUUGCGCUGCUCCUUCUUUCAUUGUCGCGGGGCUAUUAAUGCUCCUCCCGGAAUCUCCAAAAUAUUUAUUAUCACGUGGAAGAUAUGAUGAAGCAUUAAAUAUUUUUCGUAAUAUUUAUGCUAUCAAUACUGGAAAACCUCGUGAUACCUAUAUGGUUACAGAACUUAUACUUGAUGAUUUUAUAAAACCAGAACCAAUAAAACCUGGUAAAGUUGAAAAAAAUAAAUACAAACUUAUGCUUAUUGAUAUUAUGGAUAAUAGUAAACAAUUAUUUGUAUCACCAAUAUUACGUUUUACUGUUAUAUCAAUUGUCAUUAAUUUUACAUUCCAUAUUGGUUAUUAUGGUUUGAUGAUGUGGUUUCCUGAAUUAUUUAAUCGUUUUGAUAAAUAUUCAAAAGAUCAUAAUGGUGCUAAUGGUGAUAUAUGUGCUGUAACUGAUUAUUAUAAUUUUCUUAAAGCUGAUAAUUUAAAACAAGAAUUACCAUGUGAAAAUAAAAUUGCUGAGGGUGUAUUUAUUGAAUCAUUGAUAACUGUUGCAUCAGCAAUACCAGCAAAUAUUAUUGCUGUAUUAGGAAUGGAUCGUUUGGGACGUAAAUUUUUUCUUGUUUUUAGUACACUAUCAUCUGGUGCAUGUUCAAUUGGUUUAUAUUUUGUUUAUAAUAAAACACAAAAUGUUAUUGUAUCAGCAAUAUUUAGUGGUGUUAUUAGUUGUGGUAAUGCUGCACUUGAUUGUCUUAUCACUGAAGUAUUUCCAACAAAUUUACGUGCAACUGGUAUUGCAAUAUCAAUGGUUGCUGCACGUCUUGGUGGUAUCAUUGGUAAUAUUGUUAUAGCUCAACUGUUGGAUACUUAUUGUCCAGCACCAACAUUUAUCGUUGCUGUUCUUCUUAUCGGAGGUGGUUUAUUGAGUCUAUUUUUACCAAACACAACACGCGAACCACUUUCCUGACACCACAUUAGUUUUAAUUUUAAAAAAAUACAGCUCUACCUGAGAAUUACUAUGUAUAAUUUCUUGGUUUUGUAAGUUAUUUUAUAAUUUAAGAAAUUAUUAAUUAUUAUUAUUAAAAUUUAAACAAAAAAAACUUGAAAUAAUAUUAUCAUUUUAUCAGGUAUGAAUUUAGAUAAAUUGUAAAUUUUCAAAAACUAAUAUCGUUUAUAAUAAGUUAUAGUAAUAAUAAUUUUUUUUUUUCAUUUUCAAUUUGCAUUGUAAACCAGGUGUUUCAUCUAUAAUUAAAAUAUUUUAAAAGCAUCAAAAUCAUUAUGAUAAAAGUAAUUUAAAAAAAAAAAAAUUUCAUCUAAAUUUUCAUCUUUAAAAUGAAAAAAAAUCAUUUAUUGAAAGAAAAAAAAUUAAACUACUCAAAAUAUUUAUAGAAAAAUUUAAUUAAAUUUUUUUUCAACAAGUUUUGGUGUUGUAAAUCAUGAUUAAUAUUUUUUUUUUAGUUUAAAACACCUGGUUUAUUGAAAUAGUUUAAGUAAUGAAAAAAAAAAAAAAUUAAUACCUGAUUAAUUGCAUUUUUUACAAAGCAGAUAAUUGUUAUUAUUAUUAUUUUGUUAAUUA